AUGUUACCCAAUGAAAUCAGCCUGGAGGAUGCUCGGCAGGACAAUCUCAACAUCGAGAAUGUCCACUCUUCUUUAGCGGGCCUCCCAACUACAGCGCGUUGGUACAUCGACAUCCGAGAUUGGGAAUCCAAUGGGAAGAACCUGCCGCUGUUGGAAUUUCUCCGCCCUGACGAGCAGAAAGCCGUGACAAGGUACUACCAUGCUCCGGACAAACGCAUGUCUUUGGCCUCACACCUCCUCAAAUAUCUAUUUAUCCACCAUGCUUGCGGUAUCCCAUGGAAACACAUCAUCCUCAGGCGCACAGAAAUGCCUGAAAACCGACCAUACUACAAGUCUUCCUCAGACACUCAAGUGGAAUUCAACGUCACUCAUCAGGCAGGGCUUACCAUUCUCGCGGGAACUAUUGCUCCAAGUCCCGAACAAAUGCAAAACUACUCCAUUGGACGAGACUUGCCUGCCCAGCCCCGGCUAGGUAUUGAUGUGACCUGUGUGAAUGAGAACCGCCGCAAAAUUAUCAAGACCAUGCCCGAGUACCUGGAACAUGUAUCCAUUUUCGUCGAUGUAUUCUCAGACCGUGAGCUUGAGAUCAUGAGAAACCCUGCAGCCGCGCUCAACCAAGCUCGAGCACUUGGUCUUGCAAAGGCAUUCGAUGGAUCCAAUACCCAAGAAACGAUCGUUCGAUUCGGAAUCCGUCUAUUCUACUCAUACUGGGCUCUCAAAGAAGCAUACUUGAAAAUGACCGGAGACGCCCUUCUCGCUCCAUGGUUACGCACCCUUGAAUUCUCAAACGUCAUCCCUCCCGAUCCUGUCGAUCCUCUACAGGCCCCGAAACCAUAUGUCUCUCAACCUCCAAAAUUCAUACCGCAGUCGCCCAAGAACUGGGGUCCCCCAUUUGCAGGUGUGAAAAUCACGAAGGCUGGGAAAUCGCUCGAUGACGUUCGCCUUCAGCUUGUCGCAUUCGAAUCCGAUUAUAUCGUUGCGGUUGCUGGUCGGGGUCUCCCGGUUGGUGUUUUCUCGGACAUGAAGUGUAAUGAGGGCCUGCAUCAUCUACCUGCCCAGAUCACUCUGCUUUCUGGAGAUACGAGGGAAGAGUGUUGUAUUCCACUCAGUACCAAGAAAGUUAUUGGAGAUAUGGAUCCGUGGAAUAUUCCAUCGGUGAUCACGGAUCCCUGGCUCCCAAUGCAGGAGGUUGAUGUUGAUAAUGAUAUUCGGGCAUGUGCUGAGGGCCGAUGUGUUCAUCCUGAGAACCAAAAGGCUGUUUUUUCGGGUGUCAUUAUACGCGAUUCGGUGUACAUGUAG
Molecule: messenger RNA, 1299 nt
Organism: Penicillium odoratum
Lineage: Eukaryota; Fungi; Ascomycota; Eurotiomycetes; Eurotiales; Aspergillaceae
Product: 4'-phosphopantetheinyl transferase family protein
Exons: 1
Coding region: 1-1299 (432 amino acids)
Cellular component (GO): cytosol
Molecular function (GO): holo-[acyl-carrier-protein] synthase activity; magnesium ion binding
Source: RefSeq, a predicted model, not a curated record